This is a messenger RNA of Hippocampus zosterae (dwarf seahorse), 4800 nucleotides long. It is a transcript of the gene nrcama, whose product is annotated as neuronal cell adhesion molecule a. Gene Ontology annotation, molecular function: cell-cell adhesion mediator activity. Gene Ontology annotation, biological process: brain development; cell-cell adhesion. The transcript is spliced from 30 exons. The record is from RefSeq and is a predicted model, not a curated record. NCBI's taxonomy places the organism in Eukaryota, Metazoa, Chordata, Actinopteri, Syngnathiformes, Syngnathidae. Bases 16 to 4422 code for a protein of 1468 amino acids.
UGGCACGCGAGACAAAUGAGGGGGAGCAUUCUUCACGUUUCGGCUGCGGGACGAGUCGGAGGAGGGGGAGGCUCGGUGGAGGUGAGGACCACAGUCUGUUGCUACUGCAGUGGCCGGGAGGGACGGACACGCGAGGCUGGUCGGACGCUUCCCUCACCAUCAGCACCAUCGCCACCGGCGUCGCGCGCGGAGCUGGGCCGAGGCAAGGGGGGCAGGACGCCGCAUCGGAUUUGCAGCACGCUAUCUGGGCCAUUUCCUGGAAGGGCAACGCGGCGGUCACACCCCGACAGCAAGGUCCGGCCGAACAAUAUGGACUUGGCCGUGCCGCGCCUGAACGCGGGCGAGACUCCGAUGACGUGCGUGGGCUCUGGCGCCGUUCUCCUGGUGAUGCUCGUGAGUCACGUGGCAUCGGCGCUGGAAGUGCCCCUUGAUCCUAAGGUCCUGGAAGGAUUGCCCCAGCCCCCCACGAUUACGCUGCAGUCCCCGAAGGAUUACAUCUUUGACCCGCGGGAGAACAUCGUCAUCCACUGUGAAGCCAAGGGGAAGCCUCACCCCAGCUUUUCUUGGACGAGGAACGGGAGCCAUUUUGAUGUGGAGCAAGACUCCAAAGUUCUACUGAAGCCCGGUUCGGGGACUUUGAUCAUUGACAUCAGCGGGGAAAAGGCCGAGGCCUACGAGGGGACGUACCGGUGCGCGGCCCACAAUGAUCACGGCACGGCCGUCUCCAACGACAUUGUCAUCCGACAAUCCAGGUCCCCCUUGUGGUCGAAAGAAAGACUUGAAGCCAUCACAGUGCAGGUGGGGGUCUCAAUGGUGCUGCCGUGCCGCCCGCCGGCGGGGCUGCCCCCUCCCGUCAUUUUUUGGAUGGAUAACAUUUUCCAGAAGCUGCCGCUGGACAAUCGCGUGUCGCAGGCGCUGAACGGCGACUUGUACUUUUCCAACGUGCUCCCAGAGGACAGCAGGAACGACUACAUCUGCUACGCCCGCUUCCCAAAUACGCAAACCAUCCAGCAGAAGCAGCCCAUCUCCGUCACAGUGCUGCAGAGUAAGUCGUUCCCCCCCCCCCCCCCACACACACCCGCACAAAUGCCCUCUCACUGGCUCUUCUCUCUCUCCUCUCGCAAAUUAGCCAACCCGACGGUGGAGUGCCAUCCCGGUUUCAUGACGCCUUUGGGCGCCGCCAGCUCCAAGACGGUCCUGCGAGGGGACACCCUGGAGCUGGAAUGCAUCGCCGAAGGCUUGCCCACUCCGGAGAUGUCUUGGCAGAAAGACGGAGUGGAGCUGCCCAGCAGCAGGGUUUCCUUCCUCAACUACAAGAAAACCCUGAAGAUUGCCGACGUGGGCGAAGCCGACGCCGGCGACUACACUUGCGCGGCCGCCAACCGCCUGGGCGCGGCGCACCACGUCAUUAAGGUUGCCGUUAAAGCUGCUCCGUUCUGGAUCAGCGCUCCCAGGAACCUGAUCCUCGCCCCGAAUGAGACCGGCAUCCUGACUUGCCGAGUCAGCGGAGACCCCAAGCCGGAUAUUAGUUGGUUUGUCAACGGAGUGCCCAUCGAAAACGCUCCCGAGGACCCCGCCCGCAAGGUGGACGGCGAUACCGUCAUCCUGAGCCGCGUGCAGUCCGGCUCCAGCGCCGUUUACCAGUGUAACGCCUCCAACGAAUUUGGCUACCUGCUCGCCAACGCUUUUGUCAGCGUUCUCGCCGAGCCUCCGAGGAUCCUCACUCCCCCCGACCGAGUGUACCAGGUCAUCACCAACAGCCCGGCUUUACUGCAUUGCGCCACGUUCGGCUCGCCCAUCCCGACCAUCACGUGGUUCAAGGACAGUCUGAUCAGCAUCAAGAGCGAAGACCCCUACGUGAUCCACGAAAACGGUACCCUGGAGAUCAACGUGGCCCAGUCGCAAAACAGCGGCAAGUACACGUGCAUGGCCAGCAACAACCUGGGCGUGAAGGAGAACCACCUUUUCCUGGAGGUCAAGGAGCCCACGCGCAUCCUCAAGCAGCCCGAAUACAAAGUGGCCCAACGGGGCACCAGCGCCGUCUUCCAGUGUAAAGUCAAGCACGACCCGUCCCUCGUCCCCACCAUGACUUGGCUCAAAAACGCCGGCGAGCUGCCCGACGACGAGAGGUGGAGCUCCUCCGCCGCGACGCGUACGUGUAACUCGGCGACUGCCGCCAACGUGGCCCAAUCUUUUUCUCCCCCGCUCGUCAGGUUCGAGGUGGACACGGACAGCUUGGUCAUCAAAGAUGUGACGGAGGAAGAUGAGGGCACGUACACGUGCGUCAUGAACACCACUCUGGACCGGGAUUCGGCCAGCGCCACGUUGACCGUCGUCGAGGCCACGCCCACUCCGGCUAUUUUCUACGAGAAACCCGACCCACCUACUGAUCUCAAACUCACUGACCAAACCGAACGCAGUGUUCAGCUCACCUGGUUCCCCGGAGAUGAACACAACAGUCCCACACAAAAGUUUUUGAUCCAGUAUGAAGAUUUGCUGCACCGGCCCGGCGUCUGGGUCAACCUGACAGAGGUUGCCGGUACGAGCGCCACGGCGCAACUGGAACUCUCGCCGUACGUCUACUACUCCUUCCGGGUUCUGGCCAAGAACCAGGUGGGCUACAGCCGAGCCAGCCAGCCGUCGCGCCAGUACAGAACCAACCCGGCGGCCCCCGAUGAGAAUCCUUCGGAUGUUCAAGGAAAAGGAACGGAACCUGGAAACCUGCUCAUCUCCUGGACGUCGCUCACAGGACUCCAGUCCAAUGGGCCCGGUCUGGAGUACAAGGUGCUGUGGAGACAGAUGCACGUGGAUCAAGAUUGGUCCUCCCAGACGGUGGCCAACGCCUCCCAUCUUGUCGUGUCCGGACUUCCCGUCUACGUUCCCUACGAGAUCAAAGUUCAAGCUCUCAACGAUUACGGCAACGGGCCCGAGGCGGAAGUCGUCAUCGGCUACUCGGGGGAAGACCUGCCGAGCUCGGCCCCGGACGGCGUCUUGGUCACGGUCCACAACAGCACGACGGCACAAGUCCACUGGGAGCCGGUGUCCCCUCACUCGGUCCGUGGGAAACUGAAGGGCUACAAGGUUUACUACCGUCGGCAGCGAGGCUUGCACGAGACCGAGGAGGAAGCGGAUCAAGAGUCGGAAGAACAGGUCGUGACCUUCAGCGGGAACCGCAGCGAAGGCCGUCUGCCGGGCCUGCAAGCCUACAGCCUCUACAUCAUCUUCAUCAGGGUCCUCAAUAGCAAAGGAGAAGGUCCUCGGAGUCGGGACAAACAGUUUGAGACACCCGAGGGAGUCCCAGGACCACCUUCUUUUCUCAACGUCUUGAAUCCCAAUUUGGACUCUCUCACUCUGGAAUGGGGCCCACCACUGCACAAAAACGGACGCCUGAUUGGCUAUGUGCUUCAAUACCAGCCAGUUCUGAACAUCACAGAAGCGGGGCCGGUCACCGUCAUGGAUUUCCCGGUCAACGAGACCACGGUGACGCUGGACAACCUGAACUCCAGCGUCCUCUACAAGUUCCAGCUGAGCGCAAAGACCGUCAAAGGCGCCGGCGCCAAUCUCACCAAAGAGGCCUCCACCAUCGUGGAAAGCACUCACACUCGCCCCACUGUCGGGACGGGCAAAGGCCCCACUGAGCCCCCUCCUCACCCAACCUCCCCCGUCACUCGGUCUGCGCACCCCCCGCCUCACAAGGCGCCCUCUGUUGGCCCGGUGUUUGGCAUUGUGAACACGUCCGUUUCGGAGGAGUGCGCGCUGAUCACUUGGGAAUACUUUGGACACCAUAAGAACAUUUAUGUGGAGUACACGGUGGAAAACAGUAAAGAGGACUGGAAAAAGGAGUCGGUCAACGGCUCGCGCUCGCAUAUUUUAAAAGGCUUAAAGCCAGGGACGUCCUAUAGGGUGCGCGUGGUCGCUCGAGACCCGGCCGGGCCGACGCUCCACGUCACAAACGAAGAGGUGGUUACGGUGCCAGCCGUGGCCAGUCGGCACGUGGACAUCGCCACGCAAGGCUGGUUCAUCGGGCUGAUGUGCGCCAUCGCUCUGCUCAUCCUGGUGCUCCUCAUCGUCUGCUUCAUCAAGAGGAACAAGGGCGGCAAGUAUCCAGUGAAAGAGAAAGAAGAAGCCCACCAAGACCCCGAGAUCCAGCCCAUGAAGGAGGACGAUGGCACCUUUGGAGAAUACAGUGACACGGAGGACCACAAGCCACUGAAGGGCAGCCGGACGCCGUCCAACGGCACGGUGCGGCGCGACGAGAGCGACGACAGCCUGGUGGACUACGGGGAGGGCGGGGACGGCCAGUUCAACGAGGACGGCUCCUUCAUCGGCCAGUACAGCGGCAAGAAGGAGAAGGACACGCACGAGGGCAACGAGAGCUCGGAGGCGCCGUCGCCCGUCAACGCCAUGAACUCCUUUGUCUAAACCCCGCUUGGUGCGAAGGACGCUUCCACUUGGACCGCGGUGCUUAAUCACCAUGGAACAACUCUCUGGAGAAGCAAUAUAGAAAGGAAUGUAUCGGGAGCUGUGUGUGUAUGUGUGUGUGAGAGAGAGAGAAAGUGAGUGUGUGCCAUUUGAUAUCCUUUGCUAGCAUUUCUAUACAACCACAACGUAUCCAAACACAUCCGCAGGUGUUAACUGCAUGGUGCCCCUUUUGUUGUCACGGAAACGUGCCGAGUUUGGUUGUCGUCCCAAAGAAAUUGGAUCUCAUACGAUCGCUGUUUCACAGCCUUUAUUUAGCCACGGCACAUAUUCUAGAAAAUCUCACGACACACCACUAAAUGAAAAUGAAAAGUCCCCCCC